Messenger RNA from Portunus trituberculatus (swimming crab), 1138 nucleotides. RefSeq names its product trypsin-like protease. The transcript has 5 exons. NCBI's taxonomy places the organism in Eukaryota, Metazoa, Arthropoda, Malacostraca, Decapoda, Portunidae. The record is from RefSeq and is a predicted model, not a curated record. Gene Ontology annotation, biological process: proteolysis. Gene Ontology annotation, molecular function: serine-type endopeptidase activity. The coding region runs from base 17 to 1120 and encodes 367 amino acids.
UGGACACCUCAAAGUGAUGGUGUGGGUGUGGCGCCUCCUGCUUGUGGUGGUGUGCCUGGUGUGUUGCGUCACGGUAACAGAAGGGAGAGGAGACGGACGAGAAGACAGCGGGGGAACAAGAGAGGAAGGUGGAGCAGCAGCGCAGAUAAUGAACAUUUUUGGAGUCGCAAGUGAAGAAGCAGCUCCGGUAUUCUCCUCCACACACAACCUAAACACCUCAUCACCAAGGAAACCCCGGUUAUGGUGGGCGUGGUGGCCUUUUAAAACCAGCACCAGCACUAACACCACCACCAGCACCACCUCGAGACCCAUCUCCAACCUCACCGCCAUUAGUCCCCCGAUCUCUGUAUCCUCGCCAUCCUCCAUAGUGGGCGUGUGUGGGCUGAGUGGACGUGUGGUGGGCGGGAAUGACGUGGAGGAGGGUGUGCUGCCAUGGGUUGUGGGCGUGAGGGACAAGAGGAACAUCACGUACUGUGGCGGAGCUCUCAUUUCUCCCAGACACGUGCUGACGGCUGCCCACUGCAUGGCUAGAGAUCUGAACAAGUUUCCUCUGCACGUAAGCCUAGGGGAGCACCGCGCCUUCCCGAGACACACUGUAAGGGUCGCCCACGCUCUCUACCACUCACACUUCGGUAAGACCUCCACAUUUGAUAGUGACAUCGGCGUGCUGCUGCUGGAGGAACGCAUAAACCCCUUCCCUGCAGCGCCAUGUCUUCCUGAAAUAGACAGGGAUGUGCCGGAGGGAGCAGCGGUGACGGUGGUGGGGUGGGGAGCUACCUCUGAAGACGGAAAUAUUAGCAGCGUACUCAAGGAGGCGAAGCUGGACGUGCUGCCGAAGGGGUCUUGCAUCGACGCUUACUCUUCAAGCUUCAUUCCUAGCAAGAUGAUCUGCGCGGGGAAGCUUAACGGAGCUGCUGAUGCUUGCCAGGGUGACUCUGGCGGCCCACUCAUCCAGCGAGGAGGAGGAGAGAUAGAAGAGGAUGAGGAGAAGGCAGCAUGGGUGGUGGUGGGCGUGGUGAGCUUCGGCAAUGGGUGUGGGCGUCCAGACUUCCCGGGCGCCUACACCAGAACCUCGGCUUUUCUUCCUUGGCUCAAGAAAGUUUUGCUCCUGUAUCCAUAAAUCAGGUUUCAGAUUUGA